Messenger RNA from Gadus chalcogrammus (walleye pollock), 6201 nucleotides. It is a transcript of the gene scn1lab, whose product is annotated as sodium channel, voltage-gated, type I like, alpha b. Lineage: Eukaryota; Metazoa; Chordata; Actinopteri; Gadiformes; Gadidae. The record is from RefSeq and is a predicted model, not a curated record. Gene Ontology annotation, cellular component: plasma membrane; voltage-gated sodium channel complex; axon. Bases 1 to 6201 code for a protein of 2066 amino acids. Gene Ontology annotation, biological process: membrane depolarization during action potential; neuronal action potential; sodium ion transmembrane transport. Gene Ontology annotation, molecular function: voltage-gated sodium channel activity. The transcript has 27 exons.
AUGGCCCAGCUGCUUGUACCGACGGGACCCGACAGCUUCCGCCCCUUCGUACCCGAGUCGCUGGCCGCCAUCGAGAGGCACAUCGCCGAGGAGCUGGCCCGCCGGCCGCGGGUGGAGCGCCGCGGGGCCGACGGCGCCGGAGGAGACGAGGACGACGAGCCGCGGCCCAACGGCGACCUGGAGGCGGGGAAGUCCCUGCCCUUCAUCUACGGAGACGUGCCCCCGCGCCUGGUGUCCACGCCGCUGGAGGACCUGGACUCCUUCUACUGCAACCAGAAGACCUUUAUAGUAUUGAACCGUGGGAAGGCCCUCUUUCGCUUCAACGCCACGCCUGCAUUGUACAUCCUCAGCCCCUUCAACCCUCUGCGGCGGAUCUCCAUCAGAGUCCUGGUCCACUCGAUGUUCAGCGUGUUGAUCAUGUUCACCAUCCUGACCAACUGUGCGUUCAUGACCCUCAGCAACCCCCCCGACUGGGCCAAGAAUGUGGAAUACACUUUCACAGGGAUCUACACCUUUGAGUCACUCAUCAAGAUCCUGGCCAGGGGCUUCUGUGUGGGCAAGUUCACGUUCUUGCGCGACCCCUGGAACUGGCUGGACUUCAGUGUUAUCCUCAUGGCAUAUGUCACAGAGUUUGUGGACCUGGGCAAUGUCUCAGCACUGCGAACCUUCAGGGUUCUGAGGGCCCUGAAAACUAUUUCUGUCAUCCCAGGCCUGAAGACCAUCGUGGGGGCUCUGAUCCAGUCGGUCAAGAAGCUGUCGGACGUCAUGAUCCUCACUGUCUUCUGCCUCAGUGUGUUCGCCCUCAUCGGCCUGCAGCUCUUCAUGGGCAACCUGCGCCAGAAGUGCGUGCGUUUCCCCCUAGCGCUCAACGAUAGCCUAGCAUUGAACGGGACCUUCAACUGGACCGAGUACAUGAACAACGACAGUAAUUACUACAGCCUCCCCAACCGUCGGGACCCGCUGCUCUGCGGAAACGGCACUGGCGCCGGGUUGUGUCCCGAGGGCUACAUUUGCCUGAAGGUGGGCCGUAACCCAGACUACGGCUACACCAGCUUCGACUCCUUCAGCUGGGCCUUCCUCUCAUUGUUCCGCCUGAUGACCCAGGACUACUGGGAGAACCUGUACCAACAGACGCUGCGGGCGGCCGGUAAGCCCUACAUGAUCUUCUUCGUCCUGGUCAUCUUCCUGGGCUCCUUCUACCUGGUCAACCUGAUCCUGGCCGUGGUGGCCAUGGCCUACGACGAGCAGAACCAGGCCACCAUCGAGGAGAACCAGCAGAAGGAGGAGGAGUUCCAGGCCAUGCUGGAGCAACUGAAGAGACAGCAGGAGGAGGCGCAGGUUGCCGCGGCAGCAGCAGCGGCAGGGCCAGAGGAGGAGAGCGGGGAGUACAGCGAGCGAGGUGAAGGGGGAGGAGGAGGAGGAGGAGGAGGAGGAGGGAGAGGAGGAGCCGCCGUCACCUCAGAGUCCUCGUCCCUGGCGUCCAAGCUCAGCUCCAAGAGCGCCAAGGAGCGGCGGAACCGGCGCAAGAAGCGCCGGCAGCGGGAGGAGGAGGAGGAGCGGGGCCGGCGGGGUACGGUCCACAAGUCCGAGUCCGAGGACAGCAUCAAGAGGUCAAGCUUCCGCUUCUCCAUCGACGCCAACCGCCUCACGUACGAGAAGAGGUGCUCCUCGCCCAAUCAGUCCCUGCUCAGCAUCCGGGGCUCGCUCUUCUCGCCGCGCCGCAACAGCCGCGCCAGCCUCUUCAGCUUCCGGGGGCGGGCCCGCGACGCCGGCUCGGAGAACGACUUCGCCGACGACGAGCACAGCACGCUGGAGGAGGGGCCAUGCGGCGACGACAGCCGGCGCGGAUCGCUCUUCGUGCCGCGGCGGGCCGAGCGCCGAUACAGCACGGCCAGCCAGGGGAGCGUGUGCAGCGGCACCGUGCCGCGCGACAGGCGUCUGCCCGCCAAUGGGAAGAUGCACUGCGCCGUCGACUGCAACGGCGUGGUGUCGCUGGUGGCCGGCGCCGCGGGGGGGCUGCCUCUGCCACCGCCCACUCCCCCGACCGGCCGUCUCCUGCUCCCCCAUGAGGUGAUGACUCCCCCCCCCUCCCCCCCUCCCCCCCUCCCUCGCGGGACCAUGACGAUGGACACGGAGCUCAAGAAGAGGUGCUCCAGCUUCCGCAAGGCGUCCAUGGACUUCCUGGAGGAGCCGGGCGCCCGGCAGAGAGCCCUGAGCAUCGCCAGCAUCCUCACCAACACCAUGGAAGAACUGGAAGAGUCCAGACAGAAGUGCCCCCCCUGCUGGUACAAGUUCGCCAACUCCUACCUGAUCUGGGACUGCCACCCCACCUGGCUGCGGUUCAAGGAGGUGAUGAACAUGGUGGUGAUGGACCCCUUCGUGGACCUGGCCAUCACAAUCUGCAUCGUCCUCAACACGCUCUUCAUGGCCAUGGAGCACUACCCAAUGACCAUCGAGUUCAACAACGUGCUGUCUGUGGGGAACCUGGUGUUCACGGUCAUCUUCACGGCCGAGAUGUGCUUCAAGAUCAUCGCUCUGGACCCCUACUACUACUUCCAGCAAGGCUGGAACAUCUUUGACAGCAUCAUCGUCAGCCUCAGUCUGAUGGAGCUCGGCCUGGCCAACGUAGAGGGGCUGUCUGUGCUGAGGUCCUUCCGAUUGCUGAGGGUGUUCAAGCUGGCCAAGUCGUGGCCAACCCUCAACAUGCUGAUCAAGAUCAUCGGCAACUCGGUGGGUGCCUUGGGCAACCUCACCCUGGUCCUUGCCAUCAUCGUCUUCAUCUUCGCGGUGGUGGGCAUGCAGCUCUUCGGCAAGAGCUACAAGGAGUGCGUGUGCAAGAUCCACGUCGACUGCAAGCUGCCGCGCUGGCACAUGCACGACUUCUUCCACUCGUUCCUCAUCGUGUUCCGCGUGCUGUGCGGCGAGUGGAUCGAGACCAUGUGGGACUGCAUGGAGGUGGACGGCCAGAGCGUGUGCCUAAUCGUCUUCAUGAUGGUCAUGGUCAUCGGCAACCUGGUGGUUCUGAACCUCUUCCUGGCCCUGCUGCUGAGCUCCUUCAGCGCCGAUAACCUGGCCGCCACGGACGAGGACAGCGAGAUGAACAACCUGCAGAUUGCCGUGGGCCGCAUCCAGCGCGGCAUCGCCUUCUUCAAGGCCGCCAUGCGCAAGUUUCUGCGGAGGAUCUGCUUCGACGGGGUCGCCGGCAGAGGCAAGGACCAGGCCAUGCCCCUGGAGAGCAAGACCGUGGAGGAGUUGCAGAGCAACGGCAAGGGCAACUGCAUCUCCUCCAACCACACAGCGGUGGAAGUCAUCACCAAGGAGCCCAGCCCGGCGGGGGAGUACCUGAAGGAGGGCAAUGGGCGCCCGGGGUGGGGGGGGGUCCUGGGGGUGGGGGUGGGUGACGGCGGGGACAACAGCCCGAUGGAGAAAUACCCUGUGGAGGACUGCGACUACUUGUCCUUCAUCCACAACCCCGUCCUGACGGUCACGGUGCCCAUCGCCGUGGGAGAGUCGGACUUUGAGAACCCCAACACGGAGGAGUUCAGCAGCGACUCGUCGGAUGUGGAAGGCAGCACUGAGAAAAUAGACAUCGAGCCCAGACCCCCGAGCUCCUCUGAGGGGAGCACAGUGGACAUCCGACCCCCCGGGGAGGGGUGCGAGUCAGAGGAGAUGGAGCCUGAGGAGUCCAUGGACCCGGCGGCCUGCUUCACCGAUGGCUGCGUGCGCAGGUUCCAGUGUUGCCAGGUGAGUGUGGAGGAAGGCUGGUGGAAGAGCUGGUGGACACUGAGGAAGACCUGCUUCAUCAUAGUGGAGCACAACUGGUUUGAGUCAUUCAUCAUCUUCAUGAUCCUGCUCAGCAGUGGAGCCCUGGCCUUUGAGGACAUUUACAUCGAGCAGCGGCGGACAGUGAAGACCAUGCUGGAGUACGCAGACAAGGUGUUCACGUACGUCUUCAUCCUGGAGAUGCUGUUGAAGUGGGUGGCGUAUGGUUUCGUCAAGUACUUCACCAACGCCUGGUGCUGGCUGGACUUUCUUAUCGUUGAUGUCUCUAUUGUUAGCUUGGUGGCUAAUGCACUGGGCUAUUCUGAGCUGAGCGCCAUUAAAUCUCUGCGAACACUGCGGGCCCUUCGACCCCUGAGGGCCCUUUCCCGGUUCGAGGGCAUGAGGGUGGUGGUGAACGCUCUGCUGGGUGCCAUUCCGUCCAUCAUGAACGUGCUACUGGUGUGCCUCAUCUUCUGGCUCAUCUUCAGCAUCAUGGGCGUAAACCUGUUCGCCGGCAAGUACUACUACUGCGUCAACACCACCAACGACGAGGUGUUCCCCAUUGACGUGGUCAACAACCGCAGCGAGUGCCUGGCGCUGGUCAACGACAGCGCGCGCUGGAAGAACGUCAAGAUCAACUUCGACAACGUGGGCGCAGGCUAUCUGGCGCUGCUGCAGGUGGCAACGUUUAAGGGUUGGAUGGACAUCAUGUAUGCUGCCGUGGACUCUCGCAACUUGGAGGAUCAACCGGAGUAUGAGGUGAACCUCUACAUGUACCUCUAUUUCGUCAUCUUCAUCAUCUUCGGCUCCUUCUUCACCCUCAACCUCUUCAUCGGUGUCAUCAUCGACAACUUCAACCAGCAGAAGAAAAAGUUUGGAGGUCAGGAUAUCUUCAUGACGGAGGAGCAGAAGAAAUACUACAAUGCCAUGAAGAAGCUGGGAUCCAAGAAGCCCCAGAAGCCCAUACCCAGACCUACGAACGCGUUCCAAGGCUUUGUGUUCGACUGCAUCACCAAGCAGGCCUUUGACAUCGUCAUCAUGAUCCUCAUCUGCCUCAACAUGGUCACCAUGAUGGUGGAGACGGACGACCAGGGUGUGGACAUGGACUGGGUGCUGUACUGGAUCAACCUGGUGUUCAUCGUGCUGUUCACGGGCGAGUGCGUGCUCAAGAUGGUCUCCCUGCGCCACUACUACUUCACCAUCGGCUGGAACGUCUUCGACUUUGUGGUGGUCAUCCUGUCCAUUGUUGGUAUGUUUCUGUCAAAAGUCUUCGAGAAGUACUUGGUCUCUCCGACGCUGUUCCGCGUCAUCCGCCUGGCGCGAAUCGGCCGCAUCCUGCGCCUGAUCAAGGGCGCCAAGGGCAUCCGCACACUCCUCUUCGCCCUGAUGAUGUCCCUGCCGGCUCUCUUCAACAUCGGGCUCCUCCUCUUCCUCGUCAUGUUCAUCUACGCCAUCUUUGGCAUGUCCAACUUCGCCUACGUCAAGCACGAGUCGGGCAUCAAUGACAUGUUCAACUUCGAGACCUUUGGCAACAGCAUGAUCUGCCUGUUCCAGAUCACCACCUCGGGCGGGUGGGACACCCUGCUGGCGCCCAUCCUGAACAAGCGCGAGCCCGACUGCGACAGCCAACUGGAGCACCCGGGCAACCCCAACAAGGGCAACUGCGGCAACCCUUCGGUGGGCAUCCUGUUCUUCGUCAGCUACGUCAUCAUCUGCUUCCUGAUCGUGGUCAACAUGUACAUCGCCGUCAUCCUGGAGAACUUUAGCGUGGCCACAGAGGAGAGCGCCGAGCCGCUGAGCGAGGACGACUUUGAGAUGUUCUACGAGGUGUGGGAGCGCUUCGACCCCGACGCCACCCAGUUCAUCGAGUAUGCCCGGCUGUCGGAGUUCGCCGACGCCCUGGACCCGCCGCUGCGGAUGCCCAAGCCCAACAAGAUCCAGCUGAUUGGCAUGGACCUGCCCAUGGUGAGCGGCGAACGCAUCCACUGCCUGGACAUCCUCUUCGCGUUCACAAAGCGCGUGCUUGGCGAGGGCGGCGAGAUGGACGUGCUGCGCGGGCAGAUGGAGGAGCGCUUCAUGGCGUCCAACCCGUCCAAAGUGUCCUAUGAGCCCAUCACCUCCACGCUGCGGCGCAAGCAGGAGGACACGUCGGCGCGGAUGAUCCAGCGGGCGUUCCGGUGCCACCGUGUCCGCCUGGCCAUGAAGCGGGCGUCCAAGCUGUACAAGGAGCAGUUGGCGGUGGGCGUGCGGGACCCGGACAAGGACGUGGUGGUCUUUGGCUUGCCCGAGGAGAGCUCGGAGAGGUCGAACAAAACGGAGCUCACGCUGUCGACGGCGUCGCCUCCCUCCUACAACAGCGUGACCAAGUCGGCGAAAUACGAGCAGGGGGACUCAGAGAAGGAGAACAUGGGAAUGGACUCACGAGGCAGGAGGCAAUAG